GUUCAGAUUUCCUGUAAAAAAAAAAAUGAGUUUCCAGCAUUUCAGGCUCGGGCAACUGGCGAUGUCCCAGCCUUUGCCUCCACAUUUGCAGCAGAACCAGCCUUCUUCUUAUUCCCAAAAUGUUCCUUCUGUCAGCUCGACGUCCACUACCGUAGCCUCGACGUCGACGGCGGCAUCGGCAACGUCUUUGAAACCAGGCUUGUCUAGGGCACCGUACGGCUCAGGUGAUUCAGACGAUGGUUAUACGCUCAUUUUUCCUUCCAUUACGGCGUUUCACGACUGGCGCAGACAGGAAGAAGAAACGCAGAUGGUCGAGUUCGUGAAGGGAGACACCCAUGGUAGUAAAGCUGUUCCGCCUCGUUUCAAGGACCACACAAAGCUCGUUUGUGCUCGCCAUUCAAGGAGUGGACGCAAAAAGUAUGUCAAGAAGCAUCCUGAAAGAGUCAGAAAGAUUCCUAGCAGAAAGCUUGAAGGACAGGGUUGCCAGGCAUCCAUAAGCUAUAAGACAUACUUUGACACAGAAGACGUACGCGCUUGCUAUAUAUCAGAACACUCUCAUCCCAUCGGAUUAGCGAAUCUCCCAUUCACUCGACGAGGUCGACGGGUUGCUGUGCAAGAAGGGAAGGAACGCUCAAAGCGCAGCUCUCAACCUGCUUCGUCUUCAGUGGCACCUGAAGGACCCUCAGUAGGGAGUGGUUCGCCUAUGCCUACUCCCUCAGUUUCUACCAUGAACUCGGGUGCCAGCGGUGAUCCAUCCUCUAUGUCACUUUCGCAGCAGCAGCAGCGACACAUGCCACAGUAUCCACCCAACAUAUCGCAGUUCCCCCAGCAUUUCCAACCCUAUCAGCAAUCUCCACAUGCUCCCGCGCCAUAUCAACAGAUGCCUCCUCCCGCGACAAAUGCUCCCUCCGAGCGAGAACGCUGGGACCGCAUGAGCGUGCUUUUCACAUCCAUCCGCGAUCACGCACGUGCAUUCGAGUACCCUGGCUCAAGCAUCGCCGCUCUCGAAAGCGUCCUUAUUCGCCUGUAUCUCGAAAGCCCUAUGGGAGUCGUUAGCGGCAGCGGCACUGGUCUCGGUGCCUUGGGCAUCAGUAUGCAUGGCGGCGGUCCACAUAUUCAGCACGGACAGGGACAAGGACAGGGCCAUGGACUCGGAGUUCAUGGUGUGCAUCCCGGUGCGCAGGGGCACGAUGGAUCUGCUCCUCAUGAUGCGUCUGGAGGUGUAACUCAAGUGAAUGGCGGAAUGGAGAACAAUAUGGAUGGUGGCACCUAAGGUAAUAGUCAUUUCUAACACGGUGUUAUACAUUAGGACUGGUGAUUAUAAUUUAGAAGAAGAACAUCACCAUGUUACCAUUUGAUGUAUAAUUCAAGUCUUAGACUCGCCGUGGCGUUGCCGCGGGAGGGAACCUGUAGCACCAGUUCCUGUACUGUCGUUCCCCACCAUUUCGGAUGCUACUGAGCAUUCGGACGUCACAUACUCACAUCUCCUGAUAAGAUAGGCCUCAUCCACAAUCGACGCCAUCACAUGACGUGACUUGGCCUGUGACAGCCAGUGUUACUCUCACUGCAACUUAGGAAUUAUGCACACAAUGAUUUAUAUAUCUUCUGUAUAUAACUCCCUAAG
Messenger RNA from Serpula lacrymans var. lacrymans S7.9, 1624 nucleotides. RefSeq lists its product as uncharacterized. The transcript has 3 exons. The record is from RefSeq and is a predicted model, not a curated record. Lineage: Eukaryota; Fungi; Basidiomycota; Agaricomycetes; Boletales; Serpulaceae. The coding region runs from base 26 to 1273 and encodes 415 amino acids.